AUGCGUUUAGGCGACGUCGUUGGUGGGACAAGGGUGAUGCAGUACGAUCUAGGGAAGAUCAUCGACAGACAGACCCAGCGCACAUCGAUCCCGAAGAGCCCGCAUCAUCUGCUUAGCACGGCCCUAUCGUCCCUACAAGAAAGGCAUGAACCAAACGAGGAAGUCUAG
Clonostachys rhizophaga is the source of this 168-nucleotide messenger RNA. Lineage: Eukaryota; Fungi; Ascomycota; Sordariomycetes; Hypocreales; Bionectriaceae. The record is from the annotation of a GenBank genome assembly.